ACGAAUACAAAACAUACAGAAUACAAAAUCCCCCAAGGAGUUAAAAAAAAAAAACUAAAUGGAGAAUCCGAGCUCAUCAAACAUAGAAGAAGUUCAACAAGAAUGUUAUGAUGAGUGGAUGAGUUUACAAGCCAAACGCAUGACGGACCUUAAACGAGCGUUAGCUAACGGUGAGAAAAACGAUGGCGCGCUUCGAGAAUUGAUACAGUCAGUGAUUGAAGAUUUUAAAGACUAUGCGCGAAAACGAUCAGAACAUUCUCGUCGAUAUAGCUCAAACUAUUUUGCUCCGACAUGGAACACUUGUCUUGAAAACGCACUUCUUUGGAUGGGAGGUUGUCGUCCUUCUUCGUUUAUACGACUCGUAUACGCUAUGUGUGGGUCUCAAACCGAGCUCCGUCUUACCAACUUCUUCCGUGACAACAUCGGCGGUCUAAGCAUGGCUCUGGGUGAGACACCUGGCAGGGUAGACGGAGCAGGCGAGUCGAUGAGUGAUCUAACGGCUGAGCAAUUAUUCAAGAUCAACGAGCUACAUAUGAAAACGGUGCAAGAAGAGAACAUGCUGACUAAGCAAUCGGCGACUUUACAAGAAGACACGGCGGAUAUGCCUAUCGCCGUCGCGGCGUUCCACAAAGAAAGGAUCGGAGAAGCCGACGUGGAGGUGGAGCGUGCGCUUGAUAAAUACGAGGACGAAAUGGCUCGUAUGUUAGCUGAAGCGGAUAAGCUGAGGUUAACCACUUUAACUAAAAUCGUUGAGAUCUUAACGGCGGUUCAAGCGGCGGACUUUCUACUUGCCGGGAAGAAACUUCAUUUGUCGAUGCAUGAGUGGGGCAGAGAGAGAGAACGUCGCCUUCUUGAAGCUUGUGGUGAUGAUUCCGGUGGAGAAUUUUCCGGAGGGUAAACUUUGUAGGUCGGACGUUAUCAAAUAUGUAGUAGAGGAUAAUAACAACAAGACUAUACUAAUCUUGGCAUUAUAUAAUAUAAAAUCUUCGUUUUUGAA
This is a messenger RNA of Brassica napus (rape), 997 nucleotides long. Its product is annotated as protein DOG1-like 1. The record is from RefSeq and is a predicted model, not a curated record. The transcript has 2 exons. Gene Ontology annotation, biological process: DNA-templated transcription. The coding region runs from base 59 to 898 and encodes 279 amino acids. Gene Ontology annotation, molecular function: sequence-specific DNA binding. Lineage: Eukaryota; Viridiplantae; Streptophyta; Magnoliopsida; Brassicales; Brassicaceae.